This is a messenger RNA of Didymodactylos carnosus, 594 nucleotides long. Lineage: Eukaryota; Metazoa; Rotifera; Eurotatoria; Philodinida; Philodinidae. The record is from the annotation of a GenBank genome assembly.
AUGUCUGAUUUACAUUCAACUCUGGCAGAACAUACUACUACACAAAAUGGUGAACCAAUCGAUGUCGUACAACGAAAGAACUCGAAUGAUGUUAAACUGCCACCGUUUUGGUCACUGAACGGUCUGCGCGUUCGAUGGGCAGAUCCUCUGUUUCGUAAGAUGUUAUGGAAUAUCCUCUUAUUAGCAUGGUCGUGGAGUCUCGGUGAAGGUGCAUUUUUUAUUCAAAUAAGUACAACGACUCUAGCAGCUACAAGUUUUGCUAACUGGCAUCUAGCAACAAUCCCCAUUGGCUUUAUGCUUUUCACUGGUACUGUUUGGUCGGUGUUUUUACCACGGGCUAUUGCUCGUUUUGGGUAUCGGCCGCCGCUCUAUUUCGGUGCUCUGAUGGGCAUGACCGGAGCUGGACUUUGUAUAGUGGCAACGUGGUAUAGGCUCUACUGGCUGUUAAUAGUGGGCGCUGGAUUUUUGGGUGGACAGGUGCCGUGCACGUUAUACUACCGCCUGGUUGCACUGCAAUUUUCAACGCAAGAAUUUGCUCCAAAAGCAAUUGCGAUGGUCGUUGCUGGUGGCUGUCUAUCUUCGAUUAUUGGGUGA